Capsicum annuum is the source of this 471-nucleotide messenger RNA. RefSeq lists its product as uncharacterized. The coding region runs from base 52 to 471 and encodes 139 amino acids. The transcript has 2 exons. The record is from RefSeq and is a predicted model, not a curated record. NCBI's taxonomy places the organism in Eukaryota, Viridiplantae, Streptophyta, Magnoliopsida, Solanales, Solanaceae.
UGGAUUGCUGCAAAAGUUGUUUGUUUUGAUCUUGAUCAUGGUUGAUCAUACAUGGCUUGCAACAAGUGUAUUAUAAAGGUUGAACAAGAUGGAAACUCAUUUUUUUGUCCAAAAUGCAAUUCAGAGGCAAAAGUUGUUCACAGGUAUAGGCUACAAGUGCGUGUAAUGGAUGGAACUGGUCUUAUAACCCUAUUACUUUGGAACCAUGAAGCUGUGCAACUUAUGGGGAAAACUGCAAAAGAGCUAAAGGAGAGCUUAAUUGAUAAUGAUGAAUGUUCGUAUCCAAGUGAAUUGAAUGAUAUCGUUGAAAAAAGACUCAUGUUUAAGGUCAUGGUGAAGGAAUCUAAUAUAUACAAGCAGGAUGAAAUCUACAAAGUUCUAAAAUUUGCUGAUGAUGAAUCUCUUUUCAAGGAAUAUUGUCAUCCUUCACUAAAAUACACUGUAAGUGGUACUUCUUAUAAAGAAAUAUAA